AUUUUAUAGUUAACUCAUUACAAAUUUUGUCUUUCAGUUGGAGUAGUGUUGAUUAAGUCUAUGAAAGGCAAUAUAUUCAAAACAAUUUUCAAAUUUAGUUGUGGUGUAUUCUAGUAUUUCACGUACCUACUGAUUGCAUUGCAGGUAUUGCUAAGUGCAAUAAUCCCAAUACAAACCGGUUCAGCCACUAUCUGCGGUUAAUUAAGACGGUUCUCUAAUCAAGGUUUAAGGAUUAAGUUAGCCAUUAGUAUAGUUGAUCGAUCAUUCUAUGAAAAUUAUUGACAGUAAGCUGUAUAAAUACCCGCAACUUUGCGAGAACUACAUAACCUUUUCUCAUAUUUAAUUGUUUACCAUUAUGUACUAUGUACUGGUUGUAUGGUAAACAGGUAACAAGGACCGAAGAUUAAUUAAAGUCGUAUGUAGCAACAAUUUUCUUAUAAAGGCAUCAAUUUUUUGUGAAAGUGGUUUGUGCUGUUUGAGACGUUCGCCUGUUUAAAUUCGUAUUAUCCAAUUAAAUACACAAUCAACUUCAAGAGGUACCUACUUCUAUCAAAAUACGUAUUAAUUGUUUCCGGCAGCUAAUUUGGAUUAACAUGUGGUGGAUAGUCAGUGCUCUAACGUUCCUCCUGGGGACCAUUUUAACAAAAAGCUGUUGUAAAUGGCUCUACAUCAUCGCAAAAACUUAUCGACGAGAUCUUGCGGGUAUCCGAAUAUUGCUAGGUGUUAAACGUAUUUUAAAGGACAUUCAGACAAAUGAUUUAACAAUUCAUAAACAAUUUAUGAAGGUUUUGGGAAAAACUCCAAAUAAAGUGGCAAUUUAUUUUGAAAAUGACACUUGGACUUACUCUCAGAUUAAUACAUUCUCAAAUAAAAUUGGACGUUUCUUUUCCGAUGAAGGAUACCAAAAAGGUGAUGCCGUUGCCAUAUACUACGAAAAUAGACCGGAAUAUGUGGGAAUUUGGCUAGGACUAUCUAAGAUUGGAUGCGUUGUCGCCUUAGUUAAUACCAAUUUACUAAACGACGCCCUCGUUCAUUCCUUAAAGGUGGCGCAAGUAAAGGCGCUUAUAUUUGGUACAAGUUAUGUGGAUAGGAUUGAAGAAAUCUCUCCACAACUUGGAAACAUAAAAAUUUUCCAAUUCGACGACACUUUGCAUGCAAAAGAAGUGAUGCCCAACGCGAUAAAUUUAACGGAGAAGCUCAAGACCUGUGAAAGCGGAAACUUGGACAUAUUGCCCACAUUAAGUCACAGUGACAAGCUGUUUUACAUGUUUACAUCUGGCACGACUGGGUUACCAAAAGCUGCAAUUAUUACACAUGGAAGAUUUUCUGCUAAUGUAAGUACAUUGAUGAUGGAAUGCACACCAGAUGAUGUCUUCUACGACCCGCUGCCGCUUUAUCACUACACGCCUGCUAUGGCAAUCGGAUUGAGUUUAUUACAUGGUUUGUCUUGUGUCAUCAGGAAAAGUUUUUCGGCGUCGCUUUACUUUCAAGAGUGUGCAACAUACAACUGCACAGCCGGUAUGUACGUGGGAGAAAUAUGUCGAUAUAUAGUAAACGCAGCGCCAAAAGAAACAGUUAACCAUGGAGUUAUAAAAAUGUUCGGAAAUGGAUUACGAAAGGAAACAUGGAUUGAGUUGGUCAAAAAAUUUAAUAUUAAACGUAUAUUUGAGUAUUAUGGCGCAACAGAAGGCAAUGUAGUAUUGGCAAAUUUAGACAAUCAAGCCGGUAGUAUUGGUUUUAUUCCACGGUACCUAGCAAAGUACUACAAGUUCCAAAUCGUGAAAUACGACGAAAAGGAAGAAAAGCCGAUACGAGAUGAGAAUGGCAGAUGUAUACGAUGCGAUUGCAAUGAGGUGGGAUUAAUAAUCGGUAGAAUCGAGCGGAAUAUACUGUCAAAAUUUCGUGGUUACACAGACGAGGCUCAGACAAAUAGUAAAAUUUUGUGUGACGUUUUUAAACCAGGCGACAGAUACUUUAAUACAGGCGAUCUAAUGGAAAUGGACGAACUCGGAUACGUUUAUUUCAAAGAUAGAACGGGGGAUACCUUUAGGUGGAAGGCGGAGAACGUCUCAACAAUGGAAGUUGAAGAAGUGUUCGGCAAACUAUUAAAUCAUGCCGACGUAAUCGUUUUUGGAGUGGAAAUUCCAGGUAACGAGGGCAAGGCUGGAAUGGCGGUUAUAUGUGAUCCAGAACGUAACCGUGAUAUUAAAGCACUUAGUUAUGGAGUAAAUAAAAAAUUAGCCGCGUACGCUGUUCCACUAUUUCUGCGGGUGACUUCCGUUAUCCCAACAACUGGAAAUUUCAAAAUGAAGAAGACAGAUUUUCGACCAGAAGGCUUUAAUGUGCAUCACAUUAGUGAUCCUUUGUAUUUUUUUGAUAGUCGACUAAAGGAGUACGUACCUUUAACUAGUGAGUUGUAUGAAGACAUUAUAAGUAAUAAAGUGCGAGUGUAAAUAAAAUAGGGUAGACUGGAAUAUAUCUGCUUCACUUGA
Photinus pyralis (common eastern firefly) is the source of this 2492-nucleotide messenger RNA. RefSeq names its product long-chain fatty acid transport protein 4-like. Gene Ontology annotation, biological process: triglyceride homeostasis. Gene Ontology annotation, molecular function: long-chain fatty acid transmembrane transporter activity; long-chain fatty acid-CoA ligase activity. The record is from RefSeq and is a predicted model, not a curated record. The transcript is spliced from 10 exons. Lineage: Eukaryota; Metazoa; Arthropoda; Insecta; Coleoptera; Lampyridae. Gene Ontology annotation, cellular component: endoplasmic reticulum. Bases 594 to 2453 code for a protein of 619 amino acids.